AUGUAUACCAUUACUGCAGCUUUCGGUUUCAUAUGUGUAUCAAGUAACAGUCCAGUUCAGGGAAGAAAACUCGAUUUAGGUUUGAACACAGACAUGAAUACCCUAACACUGGAGCAGAUAGAAGAUAGAUUUUUGGUGUCAAGGAAGACCGGAUUCUUAAUAGAUUGUUCCCAUGUUAAACUGGAGAAAUGCUGGGGUCCAUUCGAGGAAGUUGCUGAACAACUGACCAAGAACGUGGAAAACAAGAUAAUACGACAGAAGAUUGAGAAGCUAAACGGCGAACAUGUCAUUCCUGAAGACAAGUUAGAACAGAUAUGCUUACACAAGAUACUGUCAUUUUUGUCUGCUGGAUACAUUUGGCAGGACGGGGAGGAAACCGUACCAAAGAAACUUCCCAAGUGUCUGUCGUUCCCACUUAGACGUGUAUCAGAUGCCCUAGGGAUGCAGCCAAUUUUAAGUUACCCAAGCAUGAUUCUAGGCAAUUGGCAAAUUGGAGACCCCAAUGAAUCUUUCGAGUUCCGGAAUCUAAACGCAAUGUAUCAGACCCCGGGAGGUGACGGUGCAGAAUGGUUUAUCCUUACUCAUGUCAUCAUCGAACAAAGGUUUGCACCGGCAUUAGAGGCUAUCGUUGACGCCAUGAAGUAUUCAACACCAGGUUCCGAUGAUAACAUAGAACUGACAAGAGCCCUUAAUGUUAUACCAGUCGUGAUGAUUGACAUGAUGAAAGCAUUCAAACAAAUCAAAGACGGAGUACACCCAGAGCAAUUCUAUGAUGAACUGCGGAUAUUUUACACGGGCUGGGGCGGAGGAAAGGAGCCGCUCCCCGAGGGUCUCAUUUAUGAAGGAGAAUAUGACGACAAACCACAAUCGAUGAAAGGUGGAAGCGCUGCUCAAAGCACAACCUUACAGAUACUGGACGCAGCAUUAGGAAUCACACAUGACGGGGAUCAAAAAAAGUUUCUUGACGAAGUUAGAGACUACAUGCUGAGAGAACAUCGUGAAUUUUGUUCCUAUGUGUGGAGAAACAGUAACAUCAGGCGUUACGUGGAGCGUUGCAAUUGCGAGGAUGUGAGGAAAGCUUACAAUAAAUGUAUUAAUGCGGUCCGGGGCUUCCGAGGCCUUCACAAAGACAAGGUGAAUGAUUAUAUACGAAAACCUUCUGAGAGGAAAGAUCGAAACAAACAAGUAGAAGGAAUAAAAGACACCGGAACAGGCAGCACACCCUACCUUAUAUUCCUGAACAAAGUCAACGAGGAUGCUGAGAAGUGCAAUUUACCGUAUUGA
Molecule: messenger RNA, 1284 nt
Organism: Ylistrum balloti
Lineage: Eukaryota; Metazoa; Mollusca; Bivalvia; Pectinida; Pectinidae
Product: indoleamine 2,3-dioxygenase 1-like
Exons: 15
Coding region: 1-1284 (427 amino acids)
Biological process (GO): 'de novo' NAD+ biosynthetic process from L-tryptophan
Cellular component (GO): cytoplasm
Molecular function (GO): L-tryptophan 2,3-dioxygenase activity; metal ion binding; indoleamine 2,3-dioxygenase activity
Source: RefSeq, a predicted model, not a curated record